GUAACUACUUACAGGCCAUCGUGGACCGAAGAGGCCGCCUUUGCCCUCUGCGCAGCGUGUCACACAUACCUGUCGUAUCAUCCGAUGACUCACCCUUGACCGUCUUGAAUACGAUGCGCCGCCCGACGCUCGCUCUGCACACCUCUUUCGUUCCUUUCCAAACAACUCUUGAUCACCUCUCACCUGCAACCGGCGACGGACACCAUGGCUACAGACGUAUAUCAAGAAGCCGACGACCUCGAUGGUCUCUUCGGUGAUGACGAGGAACUGCCAGACUUUACCGCAGGCACGCCCCUCGACCAGAGUUUCAGUCUGCCUGCCGAGGCCAACGAUGAACUGAGCGCGCUUCUGAAUGAAGCUGGUGGGGGUGGGGAGGGCCUGAACUGGGAUGAGUUGAAUUCAAGAGAGUUGGAACAGGGAGACAAGGCAGAUGACGCUGUGGACUACGAAGAUAUUGGUGAUGACGACCUGCUGCCAGACGAGGAGACGACCCAAGAUGCCUCCGCCGAGAUCCCUUCAGACAUGCUGCCUGGCAUCGAGGACAGUGCCAUGGACGGUCUUGACGAUGACGAUUUGUUUGGACCAUCUAGUCCCAUCCUGACCGCACACGAGCCUCAGCCUGUAGUAGCACCCUCGAAACCUGUGGAGAAGCCGGUACGGGAUGCAGAUCAAGAGUCGGAUCUUGCAUCAGAACACGACGAUGAUGCUAUGCAAGAUAUCUCCAUGCUUCAGCCAGAAGUGGACGAGAUUGAAGAUGCUCAAUACCGCAUACAAUUGGCUCUGUUCGCACAGUCCGGCAAAGGCGUGGCCCCCAUGACCGAACAAGAAAACAUCGAUGAAUGGUUGAAGCUGGAAUUUCCACGUCUCAAGCGGGAGGAAGCGCCUUACUUCAACCAGCUAUUCCCACCAAGACCGCAUAAUUGGCCGGCCAAAGUGCCUCCAAAGCCACCCAAGCCAGUGCGUCCUACAAAAGUCAACCUGGAGAUUGAGCAAGAUCAGAAGACGGCCUUCAACUCGCUUAUACCGGCAGUGGAACCUGAGCUUGCCUCGGACCUAGUUCGAACGCGGGAACCCGCGCCCGUGGAGGAGGUUGAAGAAUCCUCCGAGGAAUCCGACCUUGACGAACCCCUCCCUAAUGGCCUGUCGAUGCGCGAUUUGGAGUUCAUUUGCACAGACUUCGACACCCUUUCUCACAUUGCAGCCUCGGAUGAUGAGGUACACGAGAUUAGGCCUCGGGUUGUUGAUGGUGACGAUGAUGUGUUUGGCUUUGGCGACUUUAACGAUUUCGAGCAACCCCACAAGAAGCGUCGUGUCGGUCUUGAUCCUCGUGAUAUCGUCCAGGUUCACCAGAUUGAUAUACCCUCUUUUGACGAUUUCGAGACGAAGACUGCCAAACUCGCUGCCAAGGUUGUGCUCGACUUGAACGACUCCGACUUACUGGUGGAAGAAGUCGAUCCAGAGGCUCUAAAGGCCAAGGCCCGUCCUGGUGAGAAGACGACGAGAGUCCAGACACUGAAAGAUCGUUUACAACAACGUUUCAAGACGUCCAACGACGCCGAAUAUGACCUCUUGAAACAAAAUCACCAACACAAGGUUCGAGGACAACUGACAAAUAUGAAUAUUGAGCACUCAAUACCUGCUGUCCGACUACAAUAUCCCUAUUUCCAAGUGCGACUGCCUCUGCAGGAGCUCCGGAAUUUCCAUCGAAAGAAGAUGCAUUUCAAGUAUCCAAUCACUUUCUCCCAGCCGGCCAAGAUCAAGCGAAAGCACCAAAAGGGGCGAGCUACAAAAGAACUCUUCGGUACCACGAAAGACAUUUCUAUGGCUGAUAACUCUGCAACAUUACUCCUUGAGUACUCCGAAGAACAUCCUCUCAUGCUAUCACAGACGGGUAUGGGGAACAAAGUUGUCAACUACUACAGAAGACGGACGAAAGACGAUACAGCUAGACCGAAAAGUGACAUUGGUGAGACUGCGGUUCUGUUACCAGAGGACAAAUCGCCUUUCUACAUCUUUGGCCAAAUUGACCCGGGCGAGACGAUUGCGGCGCUUUACAACUCCAUGUACAGGGCGCCAAUCUUCCAACAGGACGCCAACACCCAAGACUUCUUAGUGAUCAGAGAGACCACUGGGACAGGAGGACAGAAUCACUAUCUUCGGACUCUUGAGAAUGUUUAUGUGGUCGGCCAGGAACUUCCAUCGACUACGGUUCCGGGCACUCAUUCUCGUAUGGUUACUACCGCCGCCAAAAAUCGGCUAAAGGCAAUCUCUUUUCGUAUUGCUCGUCGAAAGAAGACCCAUCGCAUUCGUGUCGAAGAAGUUACACGACACUUUCCAGACACCACUGAUAUGCAGAACCGUCAGAAGAUGAAAGAAUUCAUGGUCUUUAACAAAGAACAUAAGGAAUGGGAGAUGAAGCCUGGUGAGACGGUCCCGGAGGAAGAAACGAUCCAAAGUCUCAUUCGACCCGAGGAUUUAUGUUUGCUCGAGUCCAUGCAGGUUGGUGCACAAUAUCUGCAAGAUUCUGGGUAUGCCGACAACGACGAAGAAGAUGACGCUAAGGACGGCAACGACAACGAUAGCAUCGAGCAGCAGCUGGCGCCUUGGAGAACUACCAAGAACUUCAUUCAGGCAACUCAGGGCAAAGCAAUGUUGAAAUUGUUCGGCGAGGGCGACCCCUCUGGCCGUGGCGAAGCUUUCUCCUUCAUCAAGACGAGCAUGAAAGGCGGGUUCAGGCCCAUAGGAGGGUCGGCUCAAGAUGCAAUUACUCUAAAGAAAGAACUGGGCGGGCACAGCUACAAUGUCGCUCGCCAGCAGAGGUCUUACGAAGAGUCGAUACAUAACAUUUGGGACAGGCAAAAAGCGAGCUUAGGCUCGAAGAUUGAGCCUUCGGACCUGGACAUGGAUGGUGAUGUGGACGGCCAAGAGGAUGGUUACCCUGGUCGAGCGAAUCCGAGAGCAACACCGAUGUCAGGGACUCAAACCCCAGCAACGACGCGACGUAGGGACGACGAGACCGCCACAUCAUUCAGUAGACGAAGUGUCGGCAGUCAGAGUCAGAGAGUGCUGCGAAUCGUUCGCACAGUCAUGCAAGAUGGGGAGCGCGUUGAGCAAGAAUACGUUGAGACGGAUCCAGCCGUGAUCAAGCAGUACAUGAAGAUCAAGGAGCAGGAAGAGCUGCAGUCUAUCAGUCUGAGUGAAGUCGCCCCCACUGGCGACGCCGAGUACGACGCCCGGCAGCGGAAACGGAUCGAAGAAGAGCUCGCCAAACUCGAGAAAAAUGCAGCUCGGCGGAAACAGCGUACCAAGAAAAAGGACACCCUUGCCGCGACCUCACCAGGCGGUACAGCGAUGUCUCCCGACGCUGACGGAGCCGGUGGUGGCAAGAACACGCAACCCACGCAACGCAAAUGUGCCAACUGUGGUCAAGUCGGCCAUAUUAAAACCAACAAAAAAUUAUGCCCCUUGCUCAACGGCACGAUCAAGCAAGAAGACGGUUACAACAAUGCGGCCUUCAUGGGCGCGCCACCAACGAUGUCCUGAUGCCACUGAAACAUAGCACGAAGUGAUGGCGUGUAAAGGGCAUGGAAGAGGGGUGGCCCUGACGGUUUAUGCCAACGUGGACGUUUGCCGUUAUGGCAUCACUAAGAGCCAUAUGUCGCAGCCUCCUAAGUUGGGCCGGCUGUCCUGUUCUCGCAGAUGCAGGACCAUGAAGUGUCACACUCGCUGAGCAUAAACAUGAAUAAGCAAUUCUCA
Molecule: messenger RNA, 3756 nt
Organism: Exophiala viscosa
Lineage: Eukaryota; Fungi; Ascomycota; Eurotiomycetes; Chaetothyriales; Herpotrichiellaceae
Product: transcription initiation factor TFIID subunit D1
Exons: 4
Coding region: 205-3543 (1112 amino acids)
Biological process (GO): RNA polymerase II preinitiation complex assembly; transcription by RNA polymerase II
Cellular component (GO): transcription factor TFIID complex
Molecular function (GO): RNA polymerase II general transcription initiation factor activity; RNA polymerase II general transcription initiation factor binding; histone acetyltransferase activity
Source: RefSeq, a predicted model, not a curated record